Bombyx mori (domestic silkworm) is the source of this 4358-nucleotide messenger RNA. Its product is annotated as zinc finger CCCH domain-containing protein 11A. The record is from RefSeq and is a predicted model, not a curated record. The coding region runs from base 185 to 1738 and encodes 517 amino acids. Gene Ontology annotation, molecular function: metal ion binding. The transcript is spliced from 7 exons. Lineage: Eukaryota; Metazoa; Arthropoda; Insecta; Lepidoptera; Bombycidae.
AAUCGAAUCAAGAUCGUAAGCUCUACAUCCGCCAUAACUACCAACUACCACAUCUUCCAUCUCGUUGUGACGUUUGAAUAUAAUUUUGUGUUUCAAAAAUUGUUAUUUUCUAUAAACUACUUUCACGAACUAAAGGUUAAUUAGUGUUUUAAAAUUUGCUCGAGUCCGGAUAGCGAAAAAUACCAUGGAGUCUCCACGUAAAUUCAACGAUUGUUACUUUUAUUACUAUUCCACAUGUACAAAGGGAGAUAAUUGUGUGUUUCGCCAUGAGCCGUCAGCCUUAGGCUGUGAAACAAUGUGCACAGCCUGGCAACAGGGGAAAUGUACUGAUAAACGCUGUAAACUACGUCACAUGGAGCUUAGGAAAAAUCGUAAACAAAUUCCAUGCUACUGGGAGAACCAACCUGGUGGCUGCCGCAAGAUUCACUGCCCAUUCAUGCAUAAGAACCCCGAGGCACGUACUGAUGGAAUUGCUCCAAGUCAGCCUGCCCCACCUGUUCAUGCUUGCCUAAACGAGAGUGUGGUGGAGCAGCCACCGAUGGGAGCCAUCCCGCCCCCUGCUGUGCCCGCCCCGGUGCCGCUUCUGUGGCAGCAACAAAGACAAGUGGUGCUGGAUAGCACGUUGCUGGGUGUGCCGCGUCACGACGCUGGCGCUCCGUUCGCGCCGCUGCCCGUGGACCCCCUCGUCGUCAACUUCGACGAAGAGUCCGAUAAUGAAAGCGUUCCCUCGUCCACACCCACUAAGAACAUGUCCGACGACGCGCAGAAUAUCGCCCGUUCAAAGUCUCAGGAGCUUCAGCUUCUGGAGAAAAUACAAGCGGAAGCCGCCGCGUUUUACAGCUACGACCCCCUGCCGCCCGUCGAUGCUCCUAAAGAGCGCAAGAUCGUCAGGACGAACCUCUCGUCCAAGUACGACAAGAUAUCGCUGGACGAGAUCUCAGGUAAGACCCCGAACCUCGAACGGAGGGGCUCGUUAGACUUCAAGGUUUUAUCGUUGGAUGAAAUAAGAGCUAAGAAAAAAGAGACGGCAGUCCACGUCGCACCUAUAACAUUAAACUUGACCAGAAAAAGGAAGCUGUCAACCCACGAGGCCCUCACGACAUCCGGUAAUAAAAUUAUCAAAGUGGUGCGUAGUAAUUCCAUCGUUUAUAAGAAAAUGGAACAGAACGCGUCCCCUGUGCCGGUUCAAGCCAAAGUUGAUAAUAAACAAGUGACGGCUUUGAAUCCUAGGAAACGGACAUUGUCGGAGCAGACCGCCGAUGUUUACGAAUCUAUAGACGAUGAACUGAUCGACAACUGUUACGAAUUUAAAAGAGUUAAAAUCACCGAGAGCACCGCCAAACCUAGGCUCAUACGAAAUAGGUUGUGCAGUAGCGGCCAAAGCAAGGAUGUUUCUAAAGACGAAGCGGAUAUCAGCGCAGACAUUUCCGAUCACGAAGUGGAAAUUGUCGAUUUGGUUGUAGAAAAACAUAUCGAUCUAUCUUCUGAUACUGAGGUUAUAGAUGUAGAUUCGACUAAAAUGGGCGAUCCUAUAGACAUUGUCGAUCUGAGCGAGGAUCAAGAAGAAACGGGAUCGUCUAUAGAGCUAGAUAAAAAUGUACCGGACGUAGUGGCCAGUUGUCAUAAGAACAACAAACCAGAAAAAUCGGAGGAAGACAUUAUUAAUGAAAUAGACGCACUAGUCAACGAUGACGGACUGAAAGAUUUUAAUAAUUAUAGACUUGAAUCGACACUAUGAAUUAAUAUAAUUUGACGUGACUAUGAAUAGUUUGGUCAACUGUGUAUAUUGAAUAGAACACUCGAAAAGUGUUAUAGAACUCACAUCGACUGGUAAGAUGAUAGUACAAAUGAUAUUUUGAAAAUUAAAAUGAAAGAUUUCUAUGUGCUCUUUAUUAUAAUAAAGUUUUUAUAGAAUACUCGAAUUAAAAUAGCAAUAAUUGAAAAAACGUAGAAAAAUAUUUUAGUACGUAAACAUUUUGAGAGCAAUAUCUUUUGUAUAGUCAUUGUAAUAGUAGCUGUAAGGAACAUAAAUAUGGUGAGUUCAUUGGAAAUAUUUGCUCAGUGAUGGACCAUUUGAUCUAAAGUAAGUUAGAUCGUGUGUUUAAAUAUUUUGGAAUAUUAAUUAGUAUUAAUAUCUGGCUACGGUAUUAUGUUACCGAAAUUUGAUUUUUAAUUGGCUAUCACGCAGACUUAUUUUUGUAUAACUUAAUAUAACCAUAGAAUGAUGUCAGGGAAAUGGAUAUAGAAAUGGAUGGAUUGCGUGAAAGCCGAUAUGUGUAAGAGGGGAGUGAGCGAAGAAAUUGUAUAUGAUAAAGGAGUAUGGAAGGAGAAAACAUGUUGCGCCGACCCCAGGUGACUGGGAGAAUGGCAGGAGAAUGAUGAAUGAUGUCAGGGAUUCCCCGGAGAAUCGAUAACAACGUUCUCUGCGUUUAUACUGGCCCACCAGCUUUUACUGGUGGUAGGGUUUUUUAAACGCGUACGGAUAGAUACCGCCGCUAUCCUGCGCCGAAGUAGUGUGGUUUGAAUGGUGGAAAAGCCGUCAUACAAUGCAAUGAAUAAUCUUACCUCAUAUCUCUAGAUGGAUGACGACAAUUACUUUGUGCUCCUUAUAAUGGGUAGCUUCAUAGCAUAAUGACAGAGUUUUUUCAGCUAAUUCCAGAUAAAAAAAACUGCGUACAUGCUAAUUGCGGUGGUUAAAUUAGCAAUCAUAUUAUCAUAAUAAUUGUUUGCUUGAUCAUUCAUGAUCUUUUCGCACCUUUAGAAUUAUAGAGACCCAACCCAAAACAUGUGCUUUUUGGAAAAUAUCGAAUAAAUAUUUCAAACCGAAAAGACGUAGAGGAGGGGGACGGAGUGAAAGAGACCGAUAGAUAAGUUUGUCCCUUUAUAAGCUACUUUUGGUCAUUUGAUUAUUAAUAGUCGCUGAAAUAGGUCGUUCUAGGUCAAUUUUUUAUUUAAAGUCGAUAUCCAGAAAUUUCGAAAUAGGUCUGUAUAAUUCUAAAGGUGCGUUUUGUUAAUUUUGUGACGUCCAGUGUAUAGUAAAUAUUCCAAUUAUAGAAUUUAUCCCAUGAAAAAAUAAUAGCAACGAGUUGAAAAAAUGUAUGUAUAGUAUUCGAAUACAAUGAAAUUAUUAAUGCAAGUUUAAACCGAAAUACUCGUUUCACAAUUACCUUUUAAAUUUUAUUAACAAUCCAAAUGAUUAGUUUUUAUCUUUAGUUAUUAUUGUCCGGUUGCCUUCUUAUCAUCAUCAUCCAUCAUACAGAUGUCAAGCAAAGGCAUAAAUCUUAAGCUAUAUAUAACCAAUCAGGUUUUACUGCUGCGUAGGGCGUGUUGUGAGUCCGCACGGGCAGGUACCACCGCCCUGCCUAUUUCUGCCGUGAAGCAGUAAUGCGUUUCGGUUUGAAGGGUGGGACAGCCGUUGUUCUAUAAAACUGACACUCCGAACUAAUGUCUCAAGUUGGGUAUGCGGCAUUUACGUUUGUUGGUGUCUUAUAGGUGAUCACUUAACACCAGUUGGGCCGUAAGCUCAUCCACAGAUGUAAGUAAUAAAAAAAGGAAAACUCAUGGAAGCUAUGGUUUUAUUUUAAGGACUAAUUGGAUUUAGGAACUGGAUGAUAAUAGAGUGGACAUAUUUUCUAAAGUAAUUUGUGAUGUUUUUUUUUGUAAAUUAGUAUUAGUUAUUACAUUAGGUAAAGUAGAUGUAUGUAGAAUAAAUUUUACGAUUACGUACAGAUAUUUCUGUAAGGACAAUAAUUAUUAAUUUUUGAUCCCAUUUUACGUCCGAAAUAAAGAUUAUGAUUGUUGCUCCAUAGAUCCGUUAUGUGCAAGUAAUCUAUUAUUAAUUUGUAUGUUCGAAUUGCAAUUAUUGUUAUAAAAGUAAUAAUUAUUUUAAAUAAUUCUACACUUGAUUUAUUAGUAGUCGAUUGGUUGGUUUUUUUUUGGUACUAAGUCGUAAAGAUCUUUAUAUGUGUGCGGAUCAAAACUAGUUUUUUUGAUACUUAUUCUGAACCUCAACUGUAAUUCGUAAAACGUAAAUAAUAUGUAUGACUGAGACAAUUAAAUUCCAAUUUGUUUAUUGUUUAGAUAAUGUUCGGGAAGUGAUUUUUUAGUUCUCUUUUAAACUAAUACUAAGACGUAUGGUUUUUUCAAACAGUUUCUCUCAUAAUUUUGUCUCCCGGUAUACUUCAGUGUUGAGCCAUGACAAUAAAACGAUCCGUAAGUGUCUUAUUUAAAAUUCAAACUUUUAGAAUUAAAUACGCGAUAGUAAUUAGAUAACACUUUUGGACUUUACUGUACUUAGUACUAGAUAGUUGAAUAGGUUAACAUUUAAGCAUUAUUAUUAAAGAAUACGAAAGCUUUAA